AUGUUCUUCAAGAACUAGUGAACGAUAAUCUUGUCGCUCAAGAUAAAAUUGGUACAUCCAAUUAUUUUUGGUCGUUUCCUAGCAGUGCUCUUCAAUCGCUUCAAGAAGAAAUCACCAAAUUAAAAGAAAAAAAUACUGAUUUACAAGCGAAUAUCGAAAAGGCUUCCGGUGGUCGUGAAGAUUCAGCUAAGCGAGCUUCCUUGUUGAAAACAUUAGCAGAGGCAGAAGCUUUGGACAAGAAGAAUGAGGAAGAAUUGAAACGUUAUCGUGAAUGUGAUCCCGUGACUUUAAAUGAAAAAGGUUAUUACACGAAAUCAU
Messenger RNA from Racocetra fulgida, 318 nucleotides. Lineage: Eukaryota; Fungi; Glomeromycota; Glomeromycetes; Diversisporales; Gigasporaceae. The record is from the annotation of a GenBank genome assembly.